UUUCAGUACAUUAUAAUUUUUAGGGACUGAAUUUCCGUAGAAAAAGUUAAGAAUGAAAUAAAUUUCAGGUGAGGACAGAGUUCGGUAAAAACAUUUUUUGCUUGCCCAUUUGGUUCAGGGUUUACGGUACAGCAUGGCAGCCUCCUGGGCGCUCAUGAGCUCAGCUAGCUAGAAUGUUCUAGUGUCUUCAUGUUUGUGUGUUUAAAAGGAGUUACAGGACACUCCGUCCAUUCAAUCAACGCUGAUUUAAAGUACUCUUGAAGAGCUGUGAACAUCAUGGCAGAGGACAGACGGCCCAGGAGGUAUCCCCAAAACCUGCAAGGGGUCCUGCAGCUGGCAGUGGAUGCUGGAUCAGCCUCAGAGGGACCUGCCCCUGCUGAACCCAUGUCAGAGGAGAGGAAAACAUGGCUGAGAGAAGCUCUCGCAGACGUCUGCAAAGGGCAGAUGGAUGAAGUGGAGCAGAUGAAGCAGUGCUUGGCCAUCUUAUACCAAGAGGGAGCGAGCGAAAGGGAGACAGAGGGAGAGGAUGAGGGGGAUGAAGAGGAUGAAGAUGAGCGUGAAUCAGCCUUUGAGAUGCUUUCAGAGUUGUGUGAGAACCUAGACAAUGCUAGAGACCUCAUGACUCUUGGUGGACUGCAGUUGUGCGUCUCCAAGUAUCUGUGUCAUGCUCAAAGUGGACUGAGGUGGCGUGCUGCACAGCUCAUUGCUUCCUGUGCCCAGAACAUGCCGCAGGUGCAGGCCCACCUGUUAAGCAUCGGGGCGCUGCCAAAGCUGCUGCAGCUGACAGAUUCAGACCCCCACCCCACCGUCAGAGUAAAAGCCCUUUAUGCUGUCUCAUGUCUGGUUCGAGAGCAGGAGGCAGGACUGCAGGCGUUCUUGUCCCAUGAUGGCUUCUCAGUGCUGAUGCGAGGCAUGCAGUCUGACAACGAGAAGCUCAGGACAAAGUCGGCGUUCCUCCUGCUCAACCUGCUGACGUCACAUCCCGAACAGAAAGACACAGUUGUCUCCAUGGGUAUGGUUCAGCAGCUGGUAUCUGUUCUGCGCACACCUCACUCACCUUUUCAUGAACAUGUACUUGGUGCCCUUUGCUCUCUGGUAGAAGACUGUCCACUGGGUCUGAAAGACUGCAGGAGUUCUGCUCUUGGUCUGGAGGAGUUACUCCGACAGCGAUCCAGAGAGCUCCAAGGAAAAGAAGAGAGUCAGGAAGAACUGGACUUCUGUGAGCGUUUGAGGGUUAUUUGUUUCCGCGGGCAGCAGUCAGAUGACAAUGGGAUGGAUCGCUGAAGUCUUCUUUACCUCACUUGUUUUGGUAUCAGUGUGCAAAGAUGUAACAACAUUCACGAUCCGGAUCGAGGAUGUUAAGACAAGUUUUUGUCUGUUGCGACAGGUGCUGUCCAUAUUUGGCAUGACAAACAGGAGCUCAGUUUUACUCUGUAAAUAACUCUUAAGUAUAAAAUACUUUUCAAGUCA
This is a messenger RNA of Plectropomus leopardus (leopard coralgrouper), 1470 nucleotides long. RefSeq names its product HSPA (heat shock 70kDa) binding protein, cytoplasmic cochaperone 1 (gene hspbp1). Lineage: Eukaryota; Metazoa; Chordata; Actinopteri; Perciformes; Serranidae. Gene Ontology annotation, molecular function: adenyl-nucleotide exchange factor activity; protein binding. Gene Ontology annotation, cellular component: endoplasmic reticulum. The record is from RefSeq and is a predicted model, not a curated record.